This is a messenger RNA of Osmerus eperlanus (European smelt), 1046 nucleotides long. It is a transcript of the gene pmchl, whose product is annotated as pro-melanin-concentrating hormone, like. The transcript has a single exon. Gene Ontology annotation, molecular function: melanin-concentrating hormone activity; type 1 melanin-concentrating hormone receptor binding. The record is from RefSeq and is a predicted model, not a curated record. Bases 174 to 530 code for a protein of 118 amino acids. Gene Ontology annotation, biological process: behavior; chemical synaptic transmission. Lineage: Eukaryota; Metazoa; Chordata; Actinopteri; Osmeriformes; Osmeridae.
CCGGAUGAGCUCUCAUCUCGAUCUCAACAAAUUCAAACAAGGAAACGGCCCCGACGUGGCCAAUCCAGGAUACCCCAAACGGUAUAAAAGACCCUGACGCAAGUCUCAGAAUCAGAACGUCGAAGCGAGAGCUUGUGAACCCAGCGAAGCCCUCCUCUCCUCAGACCUCCAAGAUGAGACUCUCCAUCCUCUCCGUGCUGCUGGCCGUGGCGCUCUUCUCCGAGUGCUUCUCGCCGUCCGGCUCCACCCCGCUGAGCAAAACCGAGGACUCCGGCCCAGAGCCAGACGCGUUGCUCGCCGACGAUCCGUCCGAAGACCCCGGCCGCCUGGGGAGCACCAGGAUCAUCGUGGUGGGCGACGCGGGGCUCUGGAGGGGCAUGAGGGGUCUGGACAGACUGCCGCUGUACAGGCAGAGCGUCCUGGAGCGCAGGGAGGGGAAGGAUGCCCAGGACCCCAGCCUCUCCGUCUACAGGAGGGACACCAUGAGGUGCAUGGUGGGGAGGGUGUACCGGCCAUGCUGGGAGGCCUAGAGAGGCCUCCGUGCCUGCUGCCUUCCAGGCCUCCACCUUGGACCCUCCACCCUGGACCCUCCACCCUGGACCCUCCACCCUGGACCCUCCACCCUGGACCCUCCACCCUAGACCCUCCACCCUGGACCCUCCAGCCUGGACCCUCCACCCUGGACCCUCCACCCUGGACCCUCCACCCUAGACCCUCCACCCUGGACCCUCCACCCUGGACCCUCCACCCUGGACCCUCCACCCUGGACCCUCCAGCCUGGACCCUCCACCCUGGACCCUCCAGCCUGGACCCUCCACCCUAGAUCCUCCAUGCCCUCCACCCUAGAUACCCUUCAUCUUGGAUCCAACAUCGACUCUCCCCCUUCGCACCUCCCCUCUCGUCUCCUCUCUCUGAGGGGCGGACGGAUCGUCGGUGCUGCAUCCUGUUCUGCCUAACCUCCAGUUGUAUCAUAGUCCGACGAUGUUAGUUGUGUGUGUCUAUCUUGACGAAUCAACAUCCGCAGUUAAACAAUUAAAUGACAGAAA